UUAGAAUAUAUAGAUACUGACUUGGAGUUGGCAGAAGGAAAUGCCAGUUUGGAAAUAAAGCACAUAGAAGUGGAAUCUAAUAGUUAUCUAGCUAGAACAGAUAGUUCGAAUCUUAAUGGUACUACAUCAAAUUUAUGGAGACAUUUAAAAAGCAAACAUCAUAUUUCAAGAGCAAUGGUGGAAAGAACAUUAGUAGAGAUAUUUAGCAAAGCAGCAAAAUAUUCAUUCAAUUAUCCAAAGCAAAAAAAACUCAACAGCAAUCUUGCUACUUUUAUUGUUGAAGAACUCCAGUCCUUUUCAAUCCUAAGAUCACAAACUUUAAUAAAAAUAAUAAAGGAUUUGGACUUUCAAGCUAGUACUUCUGAUAAUGAUGAUCCAUACAUUGGAUUUACAUUUCAUUGGGUAAAUAGAGACUUUCAAGUGCGAGAAAUAGUUGGUGAGAUUUCAUACCUCCCAUACUCCCAUACAGCAAAGUGA
Messenger RNA from Cetraspora pellucida, 477 nucleotides. The record is from the annotation of a GenBank genome assembly. Lineage: Eukaryota; Fungi; Glomeromycota; Glomeromycetes; Diversisporales; Gigasporaceae.